GAACCAAAUGUCAUGGCUGAUGAAGAGCUGAGUGCCCGAGCUGCCAAAAAGGGAAGUUUGUCACCCAGCGGCUCCCGGGGCAGCACGACCGAGUCGAGCACACUGCUGCAGGAGCUGAAAAGCAGCAUCUCCAAAUCCGUGCAGAACAAAGUGGACUCCAUCCUGCAAGAUGUCCAGAAGUUCUCAGACAAUGACAAGCUCUACCUCUACCUCCAGCUGCCGUCGGGACCAAGCUUGGGGGAAAAGAGCGGUAGCCUGGACCUGAGCUCGCUGAGCACAGCCGAGUACAUGCACGCGUGCAACUGGAUCCGAAACCACCUGGAAGAGCACACGGACACCUGCCUGCCCAAGAAGGAUGUCUACGACGCCUACAAGCGAUACUGUGAUAACCUCUGCUGUCGCCCGCUGAGCACCGCCAAUUUCGGCAAGAUCAUCCGGGAGAUCUUCCCAAACAUCAAAGCCCGACGGCUGGGAGGCCGAGGACAGUCGCAGUACUGCUACAGCGGGAUCCGGAGGAAGACGGUGGUCAGCCUGCCACCCCUGCCCAGCCUGGACCUCAAAGUGACAGAGACU
This is a messenger RNA of Balearica regulorum gibbericeps (East African grey crowned-crane), 573 nucleotides long. NCBI's taxonomy places the organism in Eukaryota, Metazoa, Chordata, Aves, Gruiformes, Gruidae. The record is from RefSeq and is a predicted model, not a curated record.